CAAGCCGAGGGGCGAGGGGUGGGGGCUUGGGUGGAUACCGCCUGUAGGAAAGACCGCCCCUGCCCAUAGGAUUGGACAAGAAUAGUAAAACUGAUGAAUGUGUGUUUUCUUUUUACCAACAUUCACACUUAUGCAAGCCAUGACAGUUUUGUUGGAGAAAGAUUUAGAGAUUUGUAUCAUUCUAUAUUUUUAAGAAGUAUUGAUGUUUGUUAUCAUCAUCCUAACAAUCCAAUGUGAUUUAAUGGACAACUGAUGGCCUAGCUGUUAUCCUACUCGCCGUAAAAUUGCACAAUAUCUCGCCAUAAUAGUUUGCUCCUUGGACAUGCGCGUUACAACGUUCACAGGAGGCAUUUAAAUCUUUAGGGUAAAGAUCUCUGAAACUUCACAAGCUCACAUUCGUUACAGAGCACACCAGAGCAUAGCAGAGCAAAGUCACGCCCUUUUGCGUAGCCAAAAGAUGAUAACAUGGAUAUUAAGUACAUUUAGUGCAGGAGUCUUCUCCCUUCUGAUAUACCAACGGAUGUUUUACCGAUUCUUUUGGGAUGAUUUGAUUUAUUACCUGAAACUUCGUAUGGUCGGAAAGGCAUUGAUGUCUCGCAUGCAAAGAGGGGUAUUUACUUACGUCGACUGCUUUCUCAAUCAGGCAAAGAAGACUUCUGACAAGCCUUUCGUAGUAUUCGAAAAUCAGACUCUCACGUACCAGGAUGUUGAUAAAAGAAGUAACCAAUUUGCUACAGUAUUGAAGACUGUGGGUAAUUUGAAGCAAGGCGAUAUAGUUGCCCUUUUGAUGAGCAACGAGCCUGAUUUUAUCUGUGUGUGGUUCGGACUAUCCAAACUGGGCUGCGAAGUUGCGUUUCUCAAUUUCAACAUCAAGACAAAAUCACUUCUCCACUGCAUUGAAAUCUGUGGUGCGAAAUCACUCGUCGUUGGCGCAGAUUUGGUCAGUUCUCUUGACAACAUUUUGCCCACACUUGAAGAGAAUAAUAUCAAGGUAUGGGUGUCUGAUGCCAGCUCACCUCAUCCGUCGGUCAACACAUUACUGGACAAGGUGGAGCAAGCCUCGUCUGACCCUUUACUCAACCGUCCUAAAGUUGACCUCAUGUCUAACUUCUUGUUUAUCUUUACCUCAGGAACAACAGGACUUCCUAAGGCAGCCCGAGUGGGACAUCUCAAAGCCGCUAUGAGUAUGUCAUUUCUUCGUCUGUGUGGAGCCAGAUCUGAUGACAACAUCUACAUUCCUCUACCUCUCUACCACAUGACCGCGUCAUUGCUGGGGAUUGGUGGAUGCAUCGAACUCGGUGCCACAUGUGUACUGAAAAAGAAGUUUUCAGCCAGUCACUUUUGGAAGGACUGUGUAAAACACAACAUCACAGUCUUUCAAUACAUUGGGGAGCUUUGUCGCUACCUAGUUAAUCAGCCUGUGGUUCCCGAGGAGAGAACCCAUGACGUGCGUGUAGCAGCAGGGAGUGGCCUCAGGCCAGAUGUGUGGAAAGAGUUUGCCAGACGCUUUGGUAAAAUCAACAUUCGGGAGGCUUAUGGUCUCACAGAAGCCAGCAUCGGCUUUGUCAACUAUACAAGUGAAAUUGGGCCCAUCGGACGGGCCAGCUAUUUCAACAAGCUGAAUAUGCCCUUUGAACUCUUGAAAUUUAACCCACAACUGUUUGAACCGACACGAACGAACACUGGAAGAUGUACAAAAGCAAACAAAGGGGAGACAGGCAUCCUGGUUGCCCCCGUGUCGGCCUUGAACCCCUUUCUGGGCUAUGCUGGAAAUGAGUUGCAGUCAGAGAAGAAGCUCCUCAGAGAUGUGUUCAGGGAGGGAGACAUGUACUUCAACACUGGGGACCUCAUGCUCCAGGACCACCGAGAUUUUGUCUACUUCCGCGAUCGUAUUGGAGACACAUUUAGGUGGAAAGGAGAAAAUGUCGCCACAACAGAAGUUUCAGAAAUUCUAGGAAGUCUGGAAUUCCUACAGGAAGUCAAUGUCUACGGUGUCAGUGUGCCAGGAUAUGAGGGGAGAGCUGGAAUGGCAGCUUUGGUUUUAAAGCCAGACCAGGAUCUGGAUGGUAAAAAAAUCUACAGUCUUUUGGUUCAAAGUCUCCCUCCGUAUUCCUGGCCCUGGUUUCUGCGGAUACAGAUGGCCAUUGAUGUGACAGAGACAUUCAAACAGCAGAAGGGGAAGCUGGUUCGGGAAGGCUUCAGUCCUGAGGCAGUCCACGAGCCCCUAUACUUCCUGGAUCUCUUGCAGAAAGACUACAUAUGCCUUACUCCAGCUCUGUAUAACGACAUUAUCUCUGGAAAGAUCCGCAUCUAAGAUUGUAGAAUUUUUGAACUAUCUGACAGUGACUGCAGCAGAAACAUAGAAGUGCAUUUUUUAAUGCAAAUUCAAUAGAUAUUCGUUCAAGACAGAUCUAAACGGAUGGAAGUUGUGCUGUGUUUGACAAUUUCUUACUGCUGUCAUAAUUUUUCACUGUCACCUUUUAAAGCACUUCUUAAAGUAGUAAUCCUGUCAUUUCAGAUGGAGUUCUGUCUGAGGGUGUCCUUUUGAGCACUCCUUGUUUUCAGUAUCAGUUAAAACCAGUAAGUGAUGAGAUUACAAUGGUAAUUACAAUGUCACGGUUGUAACCUGGUUAUCAUCCUCAUAUCAGGGCUUGUGUUUACAUAUAGAAUUGUGUAUGAAUCACUUUAUUAAAAAUCUCUGGAUAUUGCAUAAUAUGCAACUGUUUACAGUAGGCCUAUUUGUUUGAAGACUUAUAGUUGCUUUUCCUGUUUUCAUCUGACAUACUGACUUUUCCAGUUAUUUUUGAAUAUCUAUUCAACUUAAAUAUAAGCUACAUGUUCUAACCCUAUAGACUGCACCCAUGUCAACAAGCAUAAACAUUCAAAUUUUAGAUAUGGAUGCAUACCGUAUUUUUUCGGAAAAUAAACUGCAUUUUCUAUAAACCGCA
Hypomesus transpacificus is the source of this 2948-nucleotide messenger RNA. RefSeq names its product long-chain fatty acid transport protein 6. NCBI's taxonomy places the organism in Eukaryota, Metazoa, Chordata, Actinopteri, Osmeriformes, Osmeridae. The transcript has 10 exons. Bases 458 to 2314 code for a protein of 618 amino acids. The record is from RefSeq and is a predicted model, not a curated record. Gene Ontology annotation, molecular function: long-chain fatty acid-CoA ligase activity; long-chain fatty acid transmembrane transporter activity.